Komagataella phaffii GS115 is the source of this 240-nucleotide messenger RNA. RefSeq lists its product as hypothetical. NCBI's taxonomy places the organism in Eukaryota, Fungi, Ascomycota, Pichiomycetes, Pichiales, Pichiaceae. The coding region runs from base 1 to 240 and encodes 79 amino acids. The transcript has 2 exons. The record is from RefSeq and is a predicted model, not a curated record.
AUGGCUAUUGGUGACUAUCCAGUGUAUUAUAAGCAGCCCAUUAGAUGGCUGAGUUAUCAUGCUCACACUCGUCCCCAUGUCUUUUACGCUAUUGCUGUUGCUGCGCUAGGCCCUGUUUUCAUGAUGGCCACCCCUCUUAGAAGAAAGUUUUUGUACGAUGAUCAUGAACCUUUGCCUGCCAAUGGUUACCCACUUCCAAAUAGAUCAAGAGACAAGACACUGACGGGUUACGACGAUUAA